UUCAUGUAGUCGGGGAUCCGGUAGGACAGCAACAUGGGUUCAUGACAGGAUAAAGAGAUAACAUCUCUAGGGUCACAAGGAACAUGUGGAAGGCGACUUUUGUGGUGUUUUGCUGGGGCCUGCUGACUGCAGAGGGGGACAUAUCGGAACUGGACAAUUUCAAGGAUCAAGAUCCCAUUAGAAUCGGAGCUUUCAACAUUCAGAUUUUCGGGGAGACCAAGUUUGAAAAGCCCGAGGUAGCUCAGGAACUUGUAAAGAUUUUAUCACGCUAUGAUAUCGUAUUGGUUCAAGAGAUUAGGGAUUCUUCUCAAACCUACAUCUAUAAAUUGGUGGAGAAGCUAAACAACGAAACGAGGUCGGACGAGCCGUUCAGUUUAGUCGUCAGUGCACGCCUUGGUAGAUCGACCAGCAAAGAACAGUAUGCGUUCCUGUACAGGAAGAAGUACGUGAAUACAGUGGAAGUCUACCAAUACGAAGACCCUUUAGAUUUAUUCCAGAGGCCUCCUUAUGCCGUCAAAUUUCACUCCGAUGUAUUAGAUACUAUGCACGAAUUUGGAAUAAUUGGGCUACAUACGAGUCCCGAAGAUGCCUUCAUUGAAAUCAAUGCUCUAAGUGUUGUAUAUGCCGAAGUGGAACGGAGAUUUAAAACCCCCCACAUUCUGAUCGCUGGAGACCUGAAUGCAGAUUGCUCCUAUUUAAGCCGAACCAAAAUGAAAGAACUCUCCAUUCGCAAUGACACUUCAUAUAAAUGGCUGAUAGAUGAUUAUCAAGAUACAACGGUUAGCGGCACCAACUGUGCUUAUGAUCGGUUCAUCAUUAAAGAAAAUACAUGGCCAGAUAUAAUACCAGAUAGUGUCCAGGUUUUCCAUUACGAAAGUGAACAUCUGCUGACAAAGGAAGUGGCUCUGGCUGUAAGUGAUCACUAUCCCAUCGAAAUGGAACUUCGAGGAAAAUGUAACAGAGCUAUUCUACAGACUUACACUCCAUUAUUCUCAAUAGCGGUGGAGGACGAUCGGGUUAUUCCGUCCACAGAUUUAUCGUAUAUCAGAUAUAUCUACCAGAAAACAAGUGAAAGAAUUCCACAGUGGAGUGCGCAGGUCUAUAAAAUCGGGACCCGGAUGAAUUACGUCAUAGCUACCCGAACGAAUGUUGACAUCGCCAAAGCUAUCGAGGAAAUCUUCUUGUUUUACGAGGCAUUUCAACGGAAGGUGCUGAGCCUAGAGAGCAUUGCCUCGUUGAGGAAGCUGCUAAAUGAAUUUAAGUGUUUUAGGGAGCCACAUAUCAUGUACUGCAUGAAUACAACCCCUCUAUCUGUUGUUGAUCUUGCAGUCACGUGCACUCUAGUAGACCCAUUGACCUGCAAAAUCGAUGUGACUAGACGUCUUUCAUAAAGAUCAACCAUAUAGGUCUUUAGCUCACUGGUCUGAAAUUUGGGACAGAUGACCACUGAGAUACAAUUUCAUGCAUUCACAAAAACGUAAAUAAAUUGAUUCUAUAAUGAUUUAUCAAUGUUUUAAAUUCCCUUAAAAUGUUACUUACCCUGUGCUUCUCAUGUAUACCUGUAUACUUUGACCACAUACUAAGUAAUGUAUU
This is a messenger RNA of Saccostrea echinata, 1593 nucleotides long. Its product is annotated as deoxyribonuclease-1-like. The record is from RefSeq and is a predicted model, not a curated record. Bases 84 to 1391 code for a protein of 435 amino acids. NCBI's taxonomy places the organism in Eukaryota, Metazoa, Mollusca, Bivalvia, Ostreida, Ostreidae. Gene Ontology annotation, cellular component: nucleus. Gene Ontology annotation, biological process: DNA catabolic process. The transcript has 10 exons. Gene Ontology annotation, molecular function: DNA nuclease activity.